UACAAACUAAAAAGAUGUUUACGGAAUUCUUUAUAUUUUUCGCCAGUGUUGCAGUUCUCUUUUAUAUCUGGCAGAAGCGAUUUUAUAGCUUUUGGCAACGUAAUGGAGUGAAAUCAAUUAAGCCAGAGCCAAUUUUUGGAAAUAUACGCAGUUUUCUUACUGGGAAAAUUCCUUUCUUUGAACAAAUUAGUUUGUUCCACACAGCCAAAGGAUUUGAGAAUGAGCCAUUAAUAGGAGUUUACUUCCUGAAGGGUCCUGGCGUAAUUGUGCGGGAUCUCGACCUAGUUAAGACUGUGAUGAUCAAGAAGUUCAACUAUUUUGUGAAUCGAGCUAUGAAAACAGAUCCAAUUCACGAUUCACUUGGCUACAAUAAUCUCUUACUAUCCCGAAGUCCAGAUUGGAAAGGUCUCAGGAAUAAAAUCUCUCCUGUCUUUACCAGUGGUAAAAUAAAGCAAAUGUAUCCGCUGAUGGUGGAUAUUGGUAAGGAUCUAGAAGAGAACUUAGCGAAAAUGCCCGAUAAUUCUGUUGUUCGCAUUAAGGAUAAAUGUGCUCGGUUUACCAUUGAUCUUGUAGCGAGUAUUGCUUUUGGAAUCAAGGCUAAUGCCUUGAAAAUUGAUAAUAGCGAGUUCUUUAAGGUUAACACAGAAUUCUUUAAGCUCAGCUUAAAAACGCUUUUGGAUAGUUUUUGUAUUUUUCUACUACCAUCAUUGGCUUCUCUGGUUCAUGCCAAAAUGUUUCCAAAACCGACCAGAGAUUUCUUUAUUCGUACAAUAUCCUACGUUUUAGAUGAGCGUGAGAAGUCUGGAAACCAACGCAAUGAUCUAGUCGAUGUUCUACUGGCUAUGAAACGAGAGACUCAAUCUCAAAAAAAUGAGUUUAAUAAUAAAGAUUUGGAGUUUUUGGUUGCCCAAGCUGCUCUAUUUCAGACAGCUGGAUUUGAGACAAGUUCAUCUACCAUGACAAUGACGCUCUUUGAGUUAGUACACAAUACUGCGAUCCAAGAUCGACUUCGCUCGGAGAUAAAGGAAUACUUCGGGGAUGAGGACCACAUCAGCUAUGAACGUUUGCAGGAAAUGCCUUAUCUUUGUCAAGUUGUCAAUGAGACUUUGAGAAAGUAUCCUAUCGCUGGCUACGUUGAACGAGAAUGCGCCCAACCCAAGUCGGGGGAAAAGUUUACACUACAACCUUACUACGACCUGGAGGUACCAAAUGGCAUGCCUUUUUAUGUCUCAACUUUGGCGAUACAACGAGAUGAAAAGUACUGGCCAGAUCCUGAGAAAUAUGAUCCAGAUCGUUUCGCGCCAGAAAACCGUGACAAGCUCAACAUGGAUGCCUAUAUGCCUUUUGGUAUCGGUCCCCGCAACUGCAUUGGCAUGAGACUUGGACUUCUGCAGGCUAAACUAGGUUUAGUUCACUUGUUGCGCAAACACAGUGUGAGCAAAUGUAAUGAGACCGUUGACUCCUUUAAAUUUGAGGUGAAAAGUCCUCUUAUGGCAAGCAAUGUGGACAUCUAUGUACGACUGCAAAAGGAUUGAUAUGUAAAGAAGUGUUUUUGAAUUGAAGAUUACUUUUGCAAUAAAUUUACUUAAUGAGCAGCAGUUGUCCAAUGUGCAAAUUGUUAUUGCUUUU
Molecule: messenger RNA, 1629 nt
Organism: Drosophila albomicans
Lineage: Eukaryota; Metazoa; Arthropoda; Insecta; Diptera; Drosophilidae
Product: probable cytochrome P450 6w1
Exons: 3
Coding region: 15-1535 (506 amino acids)
Biological process (GO): insecticide catabolic process; response to DDT
Molecular function (GO): heme binding; monooxygenase activity; oxidoreductase activity, acting on paired donors, with incorporation or reduction of molecular oxygen
Source: RefSeq, a predicted model, not a curated record